CGGAGAGUGUCCGUUUUAACUAGCUUGUAUGCUGGUUUGGUUCAUUUUAUUUAAUAUUUUUUUUUAUAAAGUCCAGGUUCCGCUGUGCGCAGCAGUGGAUCAAUGGAUUCUUGUUCUCUCUACUAUUCUCUGGACCUCGUUGCCAGCAGCGGGCAUGUUUUAACUGUUGAGCAGAGAAUCGCUCUUCAAACGUCCCUGUUGAUCCUGAAGAAAAAGUACAAGUUCCAACGGGCCAUGUUAUGGGGCAAAAUAUUGGGAAUACAGGAGAACUACUUCAUAGCUCAAGGGAGAGGUGAAUCUGAAAUAAAGGAUCGGAAAUAUCUGUACAGCCUCGACUGCAUGGAAUGGUUCCUUCUUCCCUUGGUCACUGAGUCUAUGAUUGAAGAAGUGUCCAAAGCGGUCAGGGGUCAUUUCAUAGGAGAACCCUCUUUUGUGUAUGAACAGAUCCACAGCCAUGGAGGUGGAGAAGAGGCUGCAGAGGGGGAGGAGGUGAUCAGGGUGAAUGAGGAGAAGAGGCUGGCAGUGACUGUUCAUCUCAUUGAUGAAGACGUGUCUGUGGUACCCAGAGGCGCCUUCAUCAGAAACCCACUUGGUCAUGUCCAGAUAAACCGCAGCUUUGAAGGUCUUUCUGAAUCAGAAGCGAGGAGGCUUGAGAAUUAUCUACACUUCCAUGAACGGAAGACAGGAAACAAGAAAUCCAUCACAGAUAUGGGGGAAUGGAGUCCAGCCAUCGAUUUUCUGGAUGCCCUCAGUGAUGACAUUCCUAAAGGAUCGUGGAGUCUUCAGUUUGAGUGUGCCAGCAGAGUGUGUGUUCUGCGCAGCCUCCUGUGGCCUGGACUCACUUUCUACCAUGUGCCAAUGACGCCACAGCAUGGAUACAUCUACAUUGGCUUCGGAAUGAAAAACAUUGACCUUCCUUUCAAGCUGUAAAUGAAAGAAUGAUUUCCUAUUGCUGCAUUUCUAU
Cyprinodon variegatus (sheepshead minnow) is the source of this 964-nucleotide messenger RNA. It is a transcript of the gene rsph9, whose product is annotated as radial spoke head 9 homolog (Chlamydomonas). Gene Ontology annotation, cellular component: axoneme. Gene Ontology annotation, biological process: axoneme assembly; cilium movement involved in cell motility; motile cilium assembly. NCBI's taxonomy places the organism in Eukaryota, Metazoa, Chordata, Actinopteri, Cyprinodontiformes, Cyprinodontidae. The coding region runs from base 103 to 930 and encodes 275 amino acids. The transcript is spliced from 5 exons. The record is from RefSeq and is a predicted model, not a curated record.